Teleopsis dalmanni is the source of this 4888-nucleotide messenger RNA. RefSeq names its product Ig-like and fibronectin type-III domain-containing protein 2. Gene Ontology annotation, molecular function: protein binding. The coding region runs from base 23 to 4597 and encodes 1524 amino acids. The transcript is spliced from 18 exons. Lineage: Eukaryota; Metazoa; Arthropoda; Insecta; Diptera; Diopsidae. The record is from RefSeq and is a predicted model, not a curated record.
ACAGGCGGCCACAGUGAGAAUAAUGCUUAAGCUGCUGGUGAUAUUAACAACCUCAACAUGCUUAUUUUCGACUGUUAAUUCUGGUGUGCCAAUUGGAACUGGUGGUCCGUCAAUAAUAUACGAAGGUAAAGAUGCAUUACUUACAUGCGUGGUAUCAGAAAACCGCUCGAACAAUACAGUUAUAUGGAAGAAAUCGGGAGAAAUUCUGACAGCUGGUAUGGUGCGCGUCUCCAGCGAUUCUAGAAUAAGUGUACUACACGAUGAGAAUCCGCGUGGUCGAAUUGGUGGUUCAGGUGGGGAAGUUUGGGUAUUACUAAUAAAAAGACUUAAAUCUACAGAUUCUGGUAGUUAUAUAUGCGAAUUAAAUUCUGAACCUGCGUUACGCAGUAUACACAUAUUAACUGUUAAACAAUUGCCGUCAAGUAGUACGAAUAGCACAGUGAUAGAAACAACAGAUUCUAGUGAUUUGUUCUUAGUACCACCACCACUUGACGCCACAGAUAAUCGUUCCUUCUGGCGUCCCAGCAUACCACCACAAAUUACACACGAUUUCACAGAAUGCUGUGAAAGAGGUAAUGUUACAUCGGAGUGCAUGGGCUUCUGUAAUGUGCACAAUAUACUCGAUGGCACAACAGGCGUUGAACCAGAAGCAUGCGAAAAAGAUUUUCCCAGUAUUGUGCGUUGCAUGGCUGAUGGACGCAACCAUGUGCCAUGUUGUGUGGAAAAACAAAUACCAGAUUUGUGUCAAGAUAUGUGUCGUGGUGAGUACACGCCAUUCACUGACCACCUCAAGACACGCGUGUCGUGUGUGCAUCACACAUUAAGUGGCUUACAAUGCAUAUUGCAAGGCGUACAAAUGAUACCAAGCAUGCCGGUAGCAGUUUCAGCCACCAAUAUUACAGAAAAUUCAGUAACCAUUUAUUGGUCUCCACCAGAGAAAUUGUCACACAAAGUCGAUCAUUACAUUGUUAAUUUAACCGCUUUGCAUAGCUUUGAUGAAGACGAUGCUAAUGAUGAAGAUGAUGUGUUACGUUCACCCGAAAAAGUAAUUAUUCGUUCAGUGCCUAACAGUCAAAAUACAGUAACGAUAAAUUAUUUGAAUCCACUGACGAUGUAUGCUAUCACCGUAACUGCAGUCAAUGAUUUUGGUUCGAGUCUGCCAAGUGAACGUUUACGUAUUUUCACUCACAACAGCGACUCAGCAGCUGAACAGCAAGCCGGUCAGACCAAUAAAACGAAUGCACCAGAUUUGCCAGACAUACGUGGUUGCUGUGAAGCGAAUGGCAUGACACAUCGCAUGUGCUUGGAAAAGAUGUGUGAUCCACAAAAAGCUGACUUGGCACGUUUGCCGGACUUUAUGGUUUGCGCGCCUUGGACGAAUAUCACGUUCAAUUGCUUGGCAAAUAAUAUCGAUCAUACGCCAUGCUGUCGUUCACGAGGCAUCCCAACCGCUUGCUUUCCUUUGUGCACCGGUCAGGUUACAGCGUUGAACUUUAGUUUAUUUAAGUGUUUGCGUUUUAUGCCUGAGUUCAGCAGUUGCCUCUUUCAGGGAUAUGGGGUGCUAGCGGGGCCACCAUCGAAAAUCGUAACAGUGGCAAAAACAGAUAAUUUCGUUAUACUGGAUUGGAAUAAACCAAAAACUUUACCCGAGACCAUAAGCAGUUAUCACGUUAAAUUUCGGCGUUUGGGCGUUGGUGAGGACUACCUCACAAUUGAAAAGAAAGCACCUCCUCUAAUCCUAGAGGGUUUAGAACCUGAAGCAUACUAUGAGUUUUACGUGGUAUCGGUGAACUCCUACGGCAAAAGUGAACCUUCACCUCGUUUAAUAACUCGAACACAACCAGCUAAGAUUGAAGAAGAAACUGAAAGUCCUUAUAAUAUGACAACAUGCUGCAAAGCUUCUGGCCUAUUACCACAAUGUGCACCCCUGUGUAGCUAUAAUAUUCGCAUGUCUGAUAUAGAAAAAUUGGGCCCAGCGUGCAGAGCUCAAAUGCCUGUAAUUGCUCGCUGCGCCGCUGGUGGUCGCGAUCAUACACCUUGCUGCAAUCGACGCGGUGUCAUACCAGCCUGCCUGACACUCUGCCGCGGCGUAAUGCCCGUAACAACUUCAGCAACGGCCUUGCCAGAUUGUUUAUCUUACGCUGGCAACAUACUUCAGUGCCUCGAAGAAGGCACUAGAUUUAUACCCGCACCCGUUGAAGAUGUGCACACCACUGCGAUUACGAAUUCAAGCAUUACUCUGGCUUGGGUAGCACCAAAGUUCGAGGGCGGCAACACGUCAAGCAAUCCAACAGAAAUAGCAGAGCCAACAGCAGCAACUGGUGAAUCUGAUGCAACCGUAAUGGAAGAGCAUGUUGACACUGAUUAUGCAGACAACAAAGAAGACGAUGCAACUAUGUCGUCAUCCUCUUCGACAGCAACGUCGACAUCGACAACGUCGCCAAUUGCAGAUAUUGAUUUUAUUGUGCAAUAUGGUAAAGUCAAUAACAUGACCAUGUAUGAGACCGUAGCUAAGCUGGAAAAUGAAUUGACCACCAACGAGACGAGCAUCGAUUUGACAAAUUUGGAGCCGCACGCAUUGUACCGCAUCAUGGUGGUGGCGCGUGGAAAAUUUGGCACAUCAUUACCAUCUUCAAUGCUGCUGAUCAAUACAACCGAGAAAGCUGAGGAUAGAGCAAAAGAUAUUUAUGGUGCACCAUCACCGCCACAUUCCUUGGCAGUUAUAGCGCAAAGUGCUACUUGGAUGCAGCUUACUUGGCAACCACCUGAGUAUUCGCAUCCACAUGAAAAAAUCUCUUACAGAGUCUAUCACAAGCCCAUGAAAGCGGAAAAAUUCUUUCAAAUUGAAACGAAAGUUGCAUUCUUACGCAUGAACAAUUUGAAACCGAGCUCUCAACACAUACUCUAUGUGGAAGCAAUUGGUGAGAAGGCGACGUCAUUACCUUCAGAAACGUUAGUUGCAUGGACCGAUCCGGCAUUACCAGCUUUUGUCGAUCCACCGACAGUGCAUCCGGCAGAUAAUGUAGCUGAAGGCGGUUCAAUGACAAUUUUAUGCUUAGCUUUGGGUAAUCCAGCGCCUACGAUAUCUUUGUACGUGGGUGGACAUUUAGUGCGUCAGGACACUUCCAGGCAUAUGGUUACUGUAAUCCACAAUGUCACCGCCGACAUGGAACAUGUGUCCUGCUAUGCUGAUAACGGUUACGGCGUGCCAAUGCAGGCAACCAGACGUGUUAACAUUUGCUAUCCACCAAAAAUACAAGCAGCGAGCGUUACCGUUGCUGCUGUUGAUGAUGAAGUAGUUCUGCGUUGUAUGGUCAAUUCGAAUCCGGAACCUAAAACAAUUUUCUGGCGAGAUCAUGACGGUCGUAUUCCUGUAAUACAAGGCGGCAAUUAUGACAUAUCAAUGAAAACUAACGAAUCACGUCCUACGCUCUACACAAUGACGUUGCGCAUUAAUAAAUUGCAAGCGACUGAUGUUGGUGAUUAUUUCUGUCAUGCAGAGAAUCCUUUCGGUGCAUCGACAAUACCUGUUUCGGUGCGUAUACGCAACACUCCGCCCCUGCAUCAGAACGUUUCGGAAUGUUGUGCUCAAAUGAAUGUAUCGCUACCGUGUCGCAAUGCGUGCAGCUACUAUGUUGACAUCGAUGCAAUUGCCGAUAGGCCAGAGUGUAUUGUUGACUUUGAUAAGCUCAUGAAAUGUGCUGCCGAUGGCUCAGAUCAUCGGUCAUGUUGUGCGGAUGCUAAUGUGCCACGUAAAUGCCUAAAUUGGUGUCGAGGUGAAGCGGUGCGCUCGAAAGAAAUUUGCAGUCUGCAAUAUGCGCGCACCAUUGUUGGUUGCUUCGAGUCAAAUAGGGACCGUUUACCUGGCCCACCUGAGAAUAUUGCGGUUAGUGUGGUUUCGGAAAGUGAAGUUGUCAUUAAAUGGGAUCCACCUUCAAAGAAUCCAAAUGUAGUCGAUGGAUAUAGAAUAUUCUAUCAUGAAUCAGCUUUAUUGCCGCAUGAUUCGGGCGAAUCAAAUUUGGAUGCUAUGGGAAAUGGCACCAGCAUGCCGAAUACAACGGAAAUACGUCGCAUAGAUGUUAAGGAUACUUCUGUUAAUAUAGAAGGUCUAAAGAAGGAUGUGCUCUACGAAUUAGUAGUAAAAGCUGGCAAUACGUUUGGUGCCAGUGUCUUAACAGAACCCAUCAAAUUCACACUCGGUGAUAAUCAUGUCACAUCAGCGACAACAUAUUCGCAUGCUGUUGGCACAAUCAGCGGCAUUAUUGCCAGCAUAUUGGCAAUAUUGCUGGCAGCAGCAGCCAUAAUAUUCUAUCGACGCCAUCGAGCAAACGGUAAGAUAGCUGGCAAUGGUGUAGCUUUUGAAAAUCCCACAUACACUCGUGGUCUGGAACAAGUGCAGUUACCUACUGUGACAUCAGCCAUAACAAAUAGCGGCACCACCUCACAGCCACCAACGCGCGAUGUCACAGAUGGCAUCAACAGCACAGAUGCGCACUCAACCCAAUGCAAAGAAGUAAAUCCCACAAUUUAUGAAGAGCUCAAACUUGGCCAAGAAGACUCAUUACGUGUCAAGGUUCACUGGGCUUACGACUUUUAAUUACCAGUGCCAUACGCAAUUAGUCUUUUGGCUAAGAUACAAGUCAGCGGGUAAGCGAACGAACAAUGAAUGCGUGAAUUAGCCAGCAUAAAACAAAGGACAUGAGGUCCAGCCAAAAGCAAGGGCCAAGGUCCUUGCGUGAGUCUAUGUUAUUAUAUUUCAAUGCACACUUUGAAUAUAAAUUAAAAAAAGCUUCUGUUUUUCUUCGCCGUUACGAUUAUGAUUUUGUUAUUUACUACCAAAAUGAUUUGUUUCUGCUACUCUUUCUGUUUAUGGAGUUUUUUUUAUAGA